Molecule: messenger RNA, 135 nt
Organism: Racocetra fulgida
Lineage: Eukaryota; Fungi; Glomeromycota; Glomeromycetes; Diversisporales; Gigasporaceae
Source: the annotation of a GenBank genome assembly
AUGCAACAAAAAAGCACAUCGAAUUUGCCUCUUCACGUCAAUGCGACCAAAAAAAAUCCAACUCUUGGUGGAAAAAGGCUGUUGCGGUCAUCACAAUCCAGUUUGCAAAAUGCAUCUAAUAAUGGGGUACUAUGA